Messenger RNA from Rubroshorea leprosula, 1408 nucleotides. Lineage: Eukaryota; Viridiplantae; Streptophyta; Magnoliopsida; Malvales; Dipterocarpaceae. The record is from the annotation of a GenBank genome assembly.
CCAGAGAGGAAUCUCACUUUUCAAGUUUUAUACUUUGAAGCACUCUGCUUUGAAAACUACUUGAAGAGAAGCCUUACAAGCUUCUCUCUCCAUUAUCCACCAAGAAACAAAACCCCUUUUUUCUUUCUCAAUCCAAAAGCAGGGCCCUUUUUCUCUGUUCUAAACUUGUUGGAUCUCCCCAGUUUGCUUUUCUUGUGACUGCUGAAUGAUGGAUCUGUUCUUGCUUUUGUUGCUUUCAAUCUUUUCACAAUCCCACUGAUUCCCAUUCUUGUUUUGAUGCAUAAUACACCACAGGUCAAGCUCAGAGAAAUGGUGUUUUGAAUUGAGCGUCUGCAAAUUUAAAUUGCUUAGUUGAAAUUUACUUAAUUGGACUGUGAUAGGUGGCAAAAUCUGUGGGAGUAACAAAAGAUGAAUGUUUUGAUUCAAAGUCAAAACCUUUCUUGUUCCUCUGAAGUUCCUGAUUCUUUCUGGAUUCCCACUCCCUAUCCUCUUCAGGCUCCAAAAUCCAUGGCUGAUUACAAGAAUGUCAAUGGAUUAGACGCUACAGACGCGCCAUUCUUCGAACUUCUUGAUAAGGAAGAAGAUCGAGAUGACGAUUUUGAUGGGUCUUAUAAUCCACCGGGAAAGAAAAGGCGGCUGACAACCAGUCAAGUUCAGUUCCUUGAGAAAAACUUCGAGGUUGAAAACAAGCUUGAACCGGAAAGGAAGGUCAGGCUGGCAAAAGAACUGGGGUUGCAGCCUCGCCAGGUCGCAAUUUGGUUCCAAAACCGGCGAGCCAGAUUUAAGAACAAGCAGCUGGAAAAGGACUAUGACUCCUUGAAAGCCAGAUAUGACAAGCUUAAGAAUGACUAUGAGAAUCUCCUCAAGGAAGGGGAGGAUUUGAAAAAUCAGAUCUCUUCCUUGAAGGAGAAAUUGCUUAUAACCGAGACAGGAAAACAUGGCUCUCUUCAGAUUGAUGUCAUUGAUUCUUCGAAUUCAGAACCUCAAGAACCCACUUUCGAUACAGUUCCGGGUAGUUUUUCUGAUUUGCCAUUGUUGGUCUGUAAACAAGAAGAAGCAAGUUCUGCAAAAAGUGCCAUUUUCGACUCCGAGAGUCCAAUUUACACGAAUGGAAACCAUUCUUCUUCGACAGAGCCUGCAGAUUCUUCUAAUGUUUUAGAACAAGAGCAGUCAGAAGAAGAGGAUAACCCCAGCCAGGGCCUUCUGCAUCCGCCAUACCUCCUGAAACUCGAAGAUGACUACGAAGUCGUACCGGACAUUUCUUGUAGCUUCGGAUUCCCCGUGGAAGAUCAGUCAUUCUGGUCGUCUUUUAUUAAUUAGCAAUUUCAAUGUUCUUAAUUGUAAUAAUCGUUAGCAAGCAACAUGUCAUCUUUCACAAAAUCUGUUGAAAGAAACAUUUAGAACGUGU